GUUAUUUUAUUUUAUUUUUUUCUCCACUUCUCGACCUGACAAGACCAAACUGUAAACAAAUCCUCUAAUCCCUUCUUUCAUACGGUCAUACUUUUGCAUUCUAAUGACAGUCACUCAGCCCUCUGUUAUUACCCUAGCACAAACAUGUGGACAUCUUCAUUUCUUCUUAAUUUUCUCUCUUACCCUGUUUUUCUAACGCCAACAUUUAUAAAGCCAAUUUGAAAAAAUAUAGAUAAGAAUGUGAUAAGGGGUCUCUUGUUUUUGGAGGGCCAUGGAAGGUUUGAAGCUGCCAUGCUCUCUGCACGCUAGCUAUGGCGGAAGAACUCUUACUCCAAUUCCCACUUCAAGUUUUGUUCCCAGAAACCGACCCAGAUGCAAACUUUCCCUUUCCGCCGGUUCUCUAAUAAGAACCCUAGGUAUAAUCUCUAGUUGCAAUUUGCCUGGUGUGGUUUCAAACUCAAAGGGGGCAAGGGAAGUGGGGUUUACCACAAGAAGCUCGUCAGCAUCAACACAGCCUGCAACUGAGGAAUUGGUGGAGGAUAAACCAAAGAAUCUUACUGUGAGUGGGGAUUCCAUACGCCGAAGAUUUCUUGAAUUUUAUGCUUCUCGGGGCCACAAGGUACUUCCCAGUGCUUCACUUGUGCCAGAUGAUCCCACAGUUCUAUUGACAAUUGCGGGAAUGCUUCAAUUCAAGCCUAUUUUCCUCGGAAAGGUACCUAGACAAGUACCUUGUGCCACAACUGCCCAAAGGUGCAUACGUACAAAUGAUGUGGAGAAUGUAGGUCAAACAGCUCGACAUCAUACAUUUUUCGAGAUGCUUGGAAACUUUAGCUUUGGAGAUUAUUUCAAGAAAGAAGCAAUUAGAUGGGCAUGGGAGCUUUCAACCAUGGAAUUUGGGUUGCCUGCCAACAGAUUAUGGGUCAGCAUAUAUGAAGAAGAUAAUGAAGCUUUUGCAAUAUGGCAAGAUGAGGUGGGGGUUCCUGUGGAGCGUAUAAAGAGGAUGGGUGAAGAUGACAACUUCUGGACCAGUGGAGUUACUGGUCCUUGCGGUCCAUGCUCUGAGAUAUAUUAUGAUUUCUUUCCUGAGAAGGGUUAUUCAGAUGCUGACUUGGGAGAUGAUUCUAGGUUUAUAGAGUUUUACAAUCUUGUUUUCAUGCAAUACAACAAACGGGAUGAUGGAUCCCUGGAACCUUUAAAGCAGAAGAAUAUAGAUACUGGGCUUGGCUUAGAGCGGAUGGCUUGCAUCCUUCAAAAGGUCGCCAACAAUUACGAGACUGACUUAAUAUAUCCCAUAAUGGAGAAGGCCUCAGAAUUGGCAAAUGUAUUAUACGCAAGAUCUGAUGAUCUUACCAAAACAAAACUUAAAAUUAUUGGAGACCAUUUGCGUGCAAUUGUUUAUCUCAUAUCAGAUGGGGUUGUGCCAUCAAAUGUUGGAAGGGGUUAUGUAGUUCGGCGGCUCAUCAGGCGAGCAGUUCGUACUGGCAGGUUACUUGGUAUAAAAGGGGAUGGUAGAGGAAAUCUUGAAGGAGCGUUUUUGCCAAGCAUUGCAGAAAAAGUGAUAGAACUAAGUACUCAUAUAGAUUCCGAUGUGAAGGCUAGAACAUCACACAUCCUUGAGGAGUUGAAGCGAGAAGAGCUACGUUUUGUGCAGACACUGGAGAGAGGAGAAAAGCUACUGGACCAAAUGCUGACUGAUGCAUUAUUAAAUGUUCACGAAAAUGGAACUGUUCCUUGUUUGUCUGGCAAAGACGCCUUUCUUUUGUAUGACACAUAUGGGUUUCCUGUGGAGAUAACAACAGAGGUGGCUGAAGAACGUGGUGUCAGAAUAGAUAUGAAUGGUUUUGAUAUUGAAAUGGACAACCAAAGACGUCAAUCUCAGGCUGCACACAAUGCUAUUAAACUUAGUGUUGAAAAUAGUACAGAUCUUACAGAGAGCAUUCCUGACACUGAAUUUCUAGGAUAUGACACUCUUUUUGCCAGAGCAAUAGUGGAAGGCCUCUUAGUGAACGGUAAUCCAGUUGCACGGGUUUCUGAAGGAAGUAAUGUAGAAGUUUUGCUAAAUAGAACACCAUUUUAUGCAGAAUCAGGUGGUCAAAUUGGAGAUCAUGGUUUUCUAUAUGUUAGUGAAGCUGCAAACCAACAGAAGACUGUUGUGGAAAUUAAAGAUGUCCAAAAAUCUCUUGGUAACAUAUUUGUUCAUAAGGGUACCAUCAGGGAGGGAAUUAUAGAGGUCGGCAAAGAAGUCGUAGCUGCAGUAGAUGAAAAACUUAGGCAGCGGGCAAAGGUUCAUCAUACAGCUACUCAUUUGCUGCAAGCUGCGUUAAAAAAGGUUAUAGGCCAAGAAACAUCCCAAGCUGGUUCACUGGUGGCUUUUGAUCGUCUCAGGUUUGAUUUCAACUUCCACCGACCACUACUGGACAGUGAACUCAUGGAAAUUGAAGAAUUAAUUAAUAGAUGGAUUGGGGAUGCGGCAAUUCUUCAAACUAAAGUUAUGCCUCUCGCUGAUGCAAAACAAGCAGGAGCUAUUGCAAUGUUCGGAGAGAAAUAUGGAGAACAGGUUCGUGUUGUUGAGGUUCCAGGUGUAUCCAUGGAACUAUGUGGUGGGACACAUGUCAGUAAUACUUCUGAAAUACGUGGCUUCAAGACAAUUUCAGAGCAGGGGAUUGCGUCUGGAAUUAGACGUAUUGAAGCUGUUGCUGGUGAAACAUUCAUCGACUAUGUUACCAGCAGGGAUAAUUAUAUGAAACAUCUAUGCUCUACUCUCAAGGUGAAAGCUGAAGAAGUAACAGCUAGGGUCGAAACUCUCUUAGAGGAGUUACGAGCUGCAAGAAAUGAAGUUUCCGCUGUGCGUGCAAAAGCAGCAGUGUACAAAGCAUCGGUUAUUGCAAGCAAAGCAUUUCAAGUAGGAACUUCAAAAAAGAUCAGGGUACUAGUUGAGUGCAUGGACGAUACUGAUGUGGAUUCGCUAAAAAGUGCAGCUGAAUACCUGAUGGAUAUGCUGGAAGAUCCAUCAGCUGUGAUAUUGGGUUCCUGCCCAGCUGAUGGAAAGGUAAGUUUGGUUGCUGCAUUUACUCCAGGGGUGGUUGGUCUGGGAAUUCAGGCUGGCAAGGUCAUAGGGCCUAUAGCGAAGUUGUGUGGCGGAGGAGGAGGUGGAAGGCCCAACUUCGCUCAGGCUGGGGGAAGGAAGCCUGAGAAUCUAUUGUGUGCCCUUGAAAAAGCUCGAGCAGAACUUGUUUCUGUUCUAUCUGAGAAGGCAGGAUGAAAAUUGAAAAUUUUUCUCUGCUUUGUCAAUAUGAAAUGUCAACUAGGCAUGGUUGCGUACGCAGGACAGUUUCUGCUUCAUACAGAGGCAUUCUUAAUUCUAAAGUCCUCAGGAAUAGCAUACUUCCAUUUUUCAUGACUAGAAACCUGGCAGGAACUCUUGUUAAAAAACAAUGAACAAACAACUCUUGACAAUACCGCUUCUGUUGCGACCAUUGAGGGGGUGAAACUGUGUAAAUUUCAGAUUACAGUUUGUAUUCAUUUGUACAAGGUUUGUUUUGGUGAAAUUUGUAAAAGAUGAACUCCAUUUUGUAAGAACUUUUGGCCCUCUGAAUCAGGGCAUCCAUGUAUAUUUAUUCAGGAGAAAGUUGUGUAGAAUGAACAAUUUCAAGAUAUCAUGGAUGCAUUGGGUGCUUACCACUUGCA
This is a messenger RNA of Malania oleifera, 3687 nucleotides long. RefSeq names its product alanine--tRNA ligase, chloroplastic/mitochondrial. Gene Ontology annotation, molecular function: amino acid binding; alanine-tRNA ligase activity; nucleic acid binding. Lineage: Eukaryota; Viridiplantae; Streptophyta; Magnoliopsida; Santalales; Ximeniaceae. Gene Ontology annotation, biological process: tRNA modification; alanyl-tRNA aminoacylation. Gene Ontology annotation, cellular component: cytoplasm; chloroplast; cytosol. The record is from RefSeq and is a predicted model, not a curated record. The transcript has 13 exons. Bases 272 to 3262 code for a protein of 996 amino acids.